AAGGGGAUAUUAGCCUGUUUCGCAGGACACUGGAUAGUCCUAAUAACUUCCUUAUAGUUGAUGCGCAAGCUUUGACAUUUAAAUAUAAGGCCUAUAUGAUCCUGCUCACGUCGCCGAAAGUGGAAAGAUUUAAUGAGGCUGUCAAAUGGCCGGGUUUUACUCAAUACUUCAUGCCAAUUUGGGAUCAUGAGGAAAUCAUCACGCUUUGGGAUCUUCAAUACAAGAAUAAGAAAAAUGAAGAAGGUGAAGAGUUCACACUUGAAUUAGUCGGGGAAUUGUUAGACAAGUGGGGUCCAAUACCCAGCUCAGGAUACUUAGGUUUAGCACCAGGUCUUUGUAUUGCCACUAUUGUUGCAGCUCUUGUUGCUGCCGUUGCUCUUGUAGCAGCUCUUGUUGCUACCAUUGCCCUUGUAGCUCUUGUUGCUACUACUGUUGCUCUUGUAGCUCUUGUUGCUACUUCUGUCUUUGCAGCUCUUUCUUGCGCCAUUAGCAGUAGGCUUGUACAUCUUGACCCAGUUUCAAAAUUUACGAGUACAGUAUAUUGUUUUGCUUCUCCGAGGGUGUUUGAUAGGGUUAUUCAAGAAUAUGAAAUUAGAACAAAGAGGAACGCUCGUGAUUUAAUCAUGAACAGUCACGAAUUUCUGAAGAUUGCCGGAUUUCAGGGAAAUAUGUUUGAAGAUUUUGCCUAUAGGGAGUUGCAAAAUGGUGCACAUAAGGAAUAUUAUAACAGACCAAAAUCAAAGACAUUUGCAUCGAUUGAUUCUUUUAGCCUCGAUAGCAAAACCUUGGACCUGUAUCAAAUUACUGUCUCAACAAAUCAUGGCAUGAAGAUAAAAGGGCUUAAUGACCUUGACUGUCUACUUGCAUGGAGAAAGGAUAUGAAUAACUUUAAUUUAUACUUUGUCGUACCACCAGACAUUUUUGGAACAUUUCCCCUACAAAGAUACAAGACAACUAAAGACAAAGAUUGUCAGAAAAUUCUGGGAUGGAUUAACAAUAUAACCCAAUAUGCACUAGAGAUUAACUUGGGAAUUAGUAAUAAAGGCGUGAAAAAACAAUCUAGUGAUGCGAUGUCAGGAGAUGAUGAAAAUGAGGAAACGACAGGGAAGGGAAUGAAUAAAGAU
Molecule: messenger RNA, 1124 nt
Organism: Racocetra persica
Lineage: Eukaryota; Fungi; Glomeromycota; Glomeromycetes; Diversisporales; Gigasporaceae
Source: the annotation of a GenBank genome assembly